UGAUCUAUCAUCAAGAUUACCAUCAAAAUCAUUAUACAAACAUCAUAGUACAAAAGCUUAUUUCUCAUACCCAUUUUCCCAAAAUCAAUUUCAAAUCGGAUAUCUUGGAACACAACCUUCAAGACUUAUAGGCACCCUUCACUUGCGAUACCCAUCGUCAUCACCUCUCCUAACCGAUAAAAUUGAACUUAUGUUCAUAGGAAAAGAAUAUAUUCAAUGGACCGAAGUAAAAAAAUCUGCAAAUCAAAACAUAAAAAUUUGUGAAAUAUCUAUAAUACUUUGGGAAUCUUCUGUGAAAGGAUUAUAUCAAGAAAUCACAGAAUUGGACUUACCGUUCGAGAUUGAGUUACCGGAUGACUUACCAUCUUCCUUAAAAUUUAAUAAACCGGCUAAAUCAAAGAUAAGUUAUAAGAUUAGCGCGAAAAUUUUUAGGCCCAUUAAAUUACUAAAAUCGCAAUAUGGAACAAAAAAAAUAGAGAUCAGGUGCCCAAUAAAAAGAUGGUCGCUUCCCGUAUGCACAGACACGGAUAUAUAUUCGUCCCCGAUGAAUUCAAUGAUAAGAACUUCAGGACCAUCAGCUAAAGGUGUUGAGUGCGAAAUAAUGUUAGAGAAAACUAGUUUUGGAAUUGAAAGUACUAUAUUUGUACCUAUUCGACUCAUACUAAACAACAUGAAAGUUUAUGUCAAGAAAAUUUAUAUAAGCUUAAAAGAAUAUCAUCAAUUAGUGGUCAAACAAACAACAAAUAUUUAUAGCAAAGAUUUGAUCAAAGAUGAAGUAUUUGGGGAUCAGGUUAUGUUAGUUUGUGGGACACUAAAUGAGUAUGCGAUAAAGUUGAAGAUGGAUUUGAAUAAGGUGAAGAAACCUAUCGUUUGUAGUUUUCGUGAUGAACAUGUUGUAGUUUGGCACAAAAUUAAGUUGAUGAUUGUUUUAAACAAUGCACCGGCUAUUAGUUUCGAGAAAGAGAUCAAAAUUGGGUAUAUCAUUAGUGAGGAAGAUGCGAUUUCGAUAGCUGAAGAUCGGUGGGAUAAUAUUUAUUAUUAUGAGAGUAUUAAGGAUGAUAAACUUUCUGCCAGAGCC
This is a messenger RNA of Scutellospora calospora, 1078 nucleotides long. NCBI's taxonomy places the organism in Eukaryota, Fungi, Glomeromycota, Glomeromycetes, Diversisporales, Gigasporaceae. The record is from the annotation of a GenBank genome assembly.